Messenger RNA from Pyricularia pennisetigena, 1782 nucleotides. RefSeq lists its product as uncharacterized. The transcript has 3 exons. Lineage: Eukaryota; Fungi; Ascomycota; Sordariomycetes; Magnaporthales; Pyriculariaceae. Bases 1 to 1782 code for a protein of 593 amino acids. The record is from RefSeq and is a predicted model, not a curated record.
AUGCGGCCACGUGCUCGAACCGUAUCGCAGAUAAAAGAAAGAAGCUUCGCAACGCGACGGGCAGGACUCGUCAACAAAGCAAGACAACUUAACCAGAAGACUGGUGCCAAGACUGCAAUCCUAGGCACUUACAACGGAAAAUUCUUUUACUACGACAGCACCAGCGUCCUAUCCGACCUAGGGAUCAUGGAUAAGAUCCGAGGAGAGAAGGUCGAAUCACCUUCAGCAGAAAUGACAAGCGAGUCUUGUUCAAUUUCAGACACCCCUAUUUCCCAAGCCUUUGACGCGACAAAUCAAUCGGACCAUUCUGCAACUUUCGACAGCCCAUCCCUGGAGUUACUGGCCGAUAUGGAUUUUCUUGAAAAGCCAGCCGAGUCAGAUCCAGCAAAGCGAGAGCCAGAAAAGCCAGAAAAACCUGAACAGCCUACUUUGGAAGACACCCAUUUCAACUUUUUUGCCAUGUUCUCAAACGAGAAUCACAGUCCGGUUGCAGACAAAUUGCCAAAGACCCAGGAUUUGGAUUCUGAUGUGAUAGAUUGGGGCUUGGACUUUAUGAGAGCUGUAGCAAUCGUCAAAAUGCAGCCUACAUUCACGCUCUAUAUGCUAACAAGCCUCGUAAUCUGUCACUCUUGGGUUGAACAAGUGAUGCGUAUAGCGCUUAAUGGCACCCUUGUCGGCCCUGUAGGAUAUAUGCGUGGUUAUUUUGGUAGAAACGACCCAGGCUUUGUGGACCACGCCAAUACAUACCUCCUCCCUCCUAACGGGCGAUCAAAGGGUGUUAUUCUCAACAGUGAUGGGAUAUGUAGUCCGUCUCAAAAAAUAGGAAACUACAGCCCCAAGUACCCGAUGUUGUCUGCUGCACCUGGGGACUUUGUUGCUUUGCGCUACCAAGAAAAUGGUCAUGUCUCACUCCCAGGUAAUGGUCCUCCCAAGCCAGAAAACCGUGGAACAAUCUAUGUCUAUGGCACAAACGAACCCGAUGACAACCACAAGCUUCUGGACAUUCAUCGGAAGUGGACAGCGGGCCGGGAUAAGGGAAGACUCAUCGCGACACGUCCCUUUGACGAUGGUCAAUGCUAUCAGAUCAACAACGGCGAUAUUUCGGUGAAGCGACAAAACCACGUGAGGAAGGUUGCCAAUGACCCACAAGGCGCAGAUCUUUGGUGUCAAGCCGAUGUGCGGCUUCCGCGUGACCUGCCCACAUCAGGAAUUUACACACUUUACUGGGUCUGGGAUUGGCCUACGAUUACGGAUGAAUUCGAGGUUGCAUCACCGCAGCUGUAUACUUCAUGCCUGGAUAUUGAGCUUAGGGCAGAAGGGAUUUCAAAUGAAGGUCCCACUGUGUUUAUAAGCGAUCAGGACCCCAAUAACAGGGCAAUUCUGGAACAGAUGCAAAUGGGGCGGCACCCGACUCUUGUGAAAAAGCUUAUGCGUGUUUUCCGGAGAACCGGAUGUCGUCCGCACCUAAGUGAAAACCAUGUUCAAGGUCUAGUCGACGCCAAGACCCUCUCGUAUAUUAAAAGCAAGUUGCAGAUUUCAGGGGAGGAUUUACUGGCGACAAUCAACACAGGCGGAAGUUAUCCUAGCAUCAUGCUAGAACGACGUAUACUCUGCAUGGAUGGCCAACAAAGGAUCGCAGCUGCCGAGAAAAUGUUUGGGUUGGAAUACAGGUGGACCGUGCGGUUGUAUUCUGCAACGAGAGGUAGCCCGCAAAAUCCUAACCCUGCAUUCUCGUUGAGUUACGGUGCUGAUGAGUACUGCCGACAGGCUUGCGGCAAAUAG